CAGGUGGAGAGCGAGGGAUUCGGAUGCAACUUAUCUGCAGCUCUAGACUGACCAACAGGAAGUGUGAGUCAACAGUCAGCUGUCACCGUUAACGGGUCUCACCGUUGACAGUUCUAUAUAAAACACUUUGUACCUACAUUUCCCAGGUGCAAAAUGGCAAUGGUUUUAUCUCAGGAGACAUUUGACAGCGUUGUUAUAGAGAAUGUAACAGAGUUUGACAUGUCUCUUGAAGAUGCCAUCAACGAAACUAAAAAAGAAUUUGAAGCUCAGGGUGUGCAACUUGGGAUCAUUGUUAAGAACAUGAGACUUAGCGAAGACAAGAGGAGUGUUGUGCAUGACAUACUCGUUGCGUUAGAUAAACUUCGUAGUGCCGCUGAUGGUUCUCCUGUGUUGGAGGACAUACAAGAGCCACUUGCCUUGUUCUCUGCCCAGUGUAAACUGUCUGUGGCUCACCGUGUCUUGGCAAAUAACCAUGGUGGUUAUGCAGUUCUCCUGAAGCUCUUAAAAAAUGUCCAGGGAGAGCCUGCUAUGUUGGGGCCCACAUUGAAAGCCAUGGUUGCACUAACAGAAUCCAAUCCAGAUAUUUUGACCACUGAGGGAACCCAAGUUAUGGUGCAGCUUAUGGAAGAAUGGAAAUGUAGAGCUGACAAUCUCACAAUUCCUGAAUAUUUGGCUCGUUGGUGCAUCGAGUCCUGUGUAAAGCACGAACGUAACAGACAAACCCUUGUAGCUGCUGGAAGCCUUGGUGCCCUGGUGGCUUUACUACAUGCUAACAAAUCUAAUUCCCGAGUGGUGAGGUCAACGUGUAAGGCUCUCAGAGCGCACACGCUAGAUGAUGAUAUUAGACAAGAAUUUGGGAAGGCCCAUGAACAUGCAAGAAUUUUGGUUGAGGAGCAUGGUUUAAUUGGAGUCUGUCUAGACAUGAUUAAGGACUGGCACCAUGAGAGUGAAACAUCGAGCGAGUUGCUUUACGUAGUUGGCAAGCUGUGCGUGCGGGCCGAGUAUUGCCAGCAGGCUGUUGAUCACGGGGCAUUGUGUGUAAUAAAUGAUGUUCUCACUUCAUUUCCUAAUCAUGCUAUUUUAAACAAGCAAGCAAUUUCACUGUUGAAGGCAAUGGUUGGUAAUGACGAAGUGAAGAGAGAAGCAAUGAAGUCUGGUGUCGGCCAGCUGGUAAUUAUGUCGAUGACUAACCAUAUGGCCAUACCAAGUGUGUGUGAAGAAGGCUGCGGUGCUCUCUCCAUGAUGUCAUUAAGGGUCCCUGAUUACUCAAAGCAGCUUGUGCAGGCAGGGGCUGGACAAGCUGUAGUGCAAGCCAUGAAAACUCACCCAAAGAAUAAGCAGCUGCAGAAAUUGGGUUGCAUGGCUAUUCGAAACAUGGCAUCUCGCGUACAGGACAACCAACAUCUCUUCGUUGAGUAUGGGGUGGAAGAGGUUAUACAGGCUGCCCUUCAAAAUCAUGGUGAAGCAGUGAAAGAUGUGGCUAAGGCAGCUCUUAGGGAUCUGGACCUUAAAGUAGAUUUUGUGGAACAGUGGAGGGGCACUGGUCAUGAAAUCCACCGAUAAAAUAGUCACCAGUUCCGAAUUCUCAGGAAUCCCAGUGCGCAACUCCUGGCAUGUGUUAAACCCAUUCAGGUUUUGUAAUGUCUUGUGCAUUUAUUUCUCAGAUUUUCGCUAUAGAAUAACUAACUUUCAUGUGAUAGUAAUUAGGUUACUGCAAGUUCACUGAAAAUUUAGAUUUAAUGAUCUUUAUGAGCUUUAAAUCUUAUGAUCUUUAACAAAAAAUGCUAAAGCAAUAUGAGGUUUAUUUGCUUAUAUAGUAGACUUUUGUUUAUACAUAAUUAUACUCGGUAAGGACUGAACCUAUACAUUGUAAACAUUUUUAGAUUAUUUUUCAGUUUUUAUAUGAUCUCCUUUCAAAUAUAGGCAAAUUCAUAGAAAGUUUGACUUUUUUUUUUCAUUUUUAAUUUAGCAGCAUUCAUACAUAACCAAUUAAUACUGUUAUUUACAAGUUUAGUAAAAUAGGAUAUUCUUAACUUUUUUACUCAAGCUUUUGUAGUGCUCAAAAUUUGCACACAUGUGGCAGCUUGGUCCACUGGAAUGUAACAGAAACUUAAUAAAUAUAAUACUGUA
Procambarus clarkii (red swamp crayfish) is the source of this 2130-nucleotide messenger RNA. Its product is annotated as armadillo repeat-containing protein 6. Gene Ontology annotation, biological process: hematopoietic progenitor cell differentiation. NCBI's taxonomy places the organism in Eukaryota, Metazoa, Arthropoda, Malacostraca, Decapoda, Cambaridae. Gene Ontology annotation, molecular function: protein binding. The record is from RefSeq and is a predicted model, not a curated record.